Molecule: messenger RNA, 4858 nt
Organism: Cottoperca gobio
Lineage: Eukaryota; Metazoa; Chordata; Actinopteri; Perciformes; Bovichtidae
Gene: ap1ar
Product: adaptor related protein complex 1 associated regulatory protein
Exons: 10
Coding region: 155-1054 (299 amino acids)
Biological process (GO): regulation of Arp2/3 complex-mediated actin nucleation; negative regulation of cell motility; negative regulation of substrate adhesion-dependent cell spreading
Cellular component (GO): endosome
Molecular function (GO): AP-1 adaptor complex binding; kinesin binding
Source: RefSeq, a predicted model, not a curated record
UUCUGCGUGCUCUGUCAUCAACCGGAGAGGAAGGAGGAUGAGGAAGUGGCUGCUGGAGCAGGACUUGAGAUGUAGCUACCUACACUAGUGCACCAGCAGCUGCCAGGAGUGUACUAGCUAGGAAGCUAGAUAAUAGUAAUAUUUUGACAAUGCGAUGGGUAACUGCUGGGCAUACUGUGCUGGGCUCUUCAGGAGAGAAGCCAACAGGAUCCAGAGAGGAGGCGGGUCAAAAUACUUCCGAAGCACCACCACAGGGGAACAUUAUACAAUAGAGUUUGAAAAUCUGGUAGAGAGUGAUGAGGCUGAGAGCCCGCAGCCCUGCCCGAGGCCCAUCAAUGAAGAUGAAAUCAAGAACCUCAAAGAACACCGCUACACUGCGCUCUCCGACAAUCAGAUCCUGAUCGACCGGAAGAUACAAGCGGCGUUAGAGGCACAAGAGGAGAAGUUGAGGCUAGAAGAGGAGGCUAGAAAUGCCACCCAGCGCGAGGCUGCCAGGUUGGCGCGUGAACGAAAAUUGAAGGAGCAGCUGCCUGCCCAGAGGACACGGGGGAAAGCAGAUGGCUUCAGCGGUGAAACUCAGCAAAGAAAGGCUCCUGGUGAGGAUUUUGACGUCUUCCUCCAUCAUGUAAAAGCCCAGUCGGACGCUUUCAGGGGCAGCAGACUGCCGUCUGACACGAAUGUGGUGACUCCCAACACAGAGUGCAGCUGGGACUUCACCACCAAGACCCGCUCCACCAAUGAAGACGGCACCUCGCUGGAUCUAGAGUGGGAAGACGAGGAAGGAAUCAAUCGUGCACUUCCAGCCUGGGAGAGGUCUCGGACGGAGGAGGACAUACUGCGUGCAGCCCUCAAGCCUGGCGGCAAACAGAUGACCAGCGGCCCGACCUCGGCCUCUGAGGACUCCAACGCACUGGAGUGGGAAAAUGAUUUUGUGAGUACCCUUCCAGAGGACAGUGCAGACACUGAAUUUGAAGGGUUUGUCAAUCCUGUCCUAGACACUCCCUCUGAGGACGCCUCAGACCACGGUCUCAGGUUGGACAACCAGGACAGAUAGUAUCCAGCACCAAAGGAGACGUUUGUUGUAUCCUCUUCAUGUCAAAGCCCACCACCUUUUUGCCUCAUGAAAUGGAAAGUUACAUACUUGUUCUUCAUAUUUCUGUAACAUGAGACUGAUGCUGCAGGAAUCUGUUGUGCAUAUCUACACUACAGUACAGUGUAGUGAUGUUUUUUAUCAAAUACUCAUUUUUUCAGUGCCUUCAUUUGCCAUAUUAGCCGACCAUUUAUGCAUUGUAACUUAAUCAGUUCAGUUACCAACCAUUACCAUUUGACGCAUUGUGUAAGCCCCCGAUCAGACAGAGCCUUAUAUUUAAAAAAUAAUAAUAAUAAAAAAAGAGUUUUAUCUUUCUUUCUUGGCAUCCACCAAAUGAGUGCUAACAUAUCUGAACACGAACCAUGAAAUGUUUGCUACCUAUUAGUUAAUGGUACAGUUUAAGUUAAUGAAAACAACUAAUUUACCUCCAGGCUGUUUUCUGUUCAGACCGUUGGUGAAGCCAAAUAACUCCCAAGUAUCCAGCAGCAGCCACCACACAAGGCUCAAUUCUUAGGAGAAAUGCCAAUGAUGUCUGACAUUUUUCUGCUCUGAGUUGAAGUUUUUUUCAACUCGAGGCGUUUAAGGCACUCCUGCGAAGAUGCGAGGCUCAUGGAGCAGAAAAACGCUAAAGCAGCGAGCAAAGUGCCUUCGUUGACAACAACUAUAAAAAGUCACCCCAAACUUCUAAAACGCGCUCUGUCUGAUCAGGCCCUCGGUGCUUAUUGUCGAUGCACAGAUGGUGACCAGGUGAUCAUACAGAAAAUGCCAAGAUACUCUAACGCUGUGUGUUAUAAUCACUAAUGGAUAUGACAUAUUUAAUUUGUUGUAGGGAGAGGGAAGUUCCAUAAGUAACUUUUUAAAUCCCAGCAUGGACAUUUCUCUGCAUUUGACCUAUCUUAACUAUUUAGUAGGGGUGCAACAAUACAUCAUAUGUCAUCAGUGCAAAGGGAAAAAAUCGAUCAUAUCAUGUUUCAGACACGCCCUUAUCAAAGAUUCUUUACUGAUAACAAUAUUUUAAUUUAAACAAAAAUGUAGCACUUGAUGGUGAAUAACUCUUUAUUCAAAUCAUAUUUGAGUUGCUUUUUGUGAGUUCAUGAUUGUGUUAAACGUGCAUAUAUCGUCUCGUAUCGAUCGCAGGCCCUGAACUCAACUGAAUCGAUAUCGCAUCCUGGCAGACUUUGUGAUAUCAUAUCGUUUCCCAAGGAAUCGAUAUAAUAUUGUAUCAUGACGAAACAUUUACACCCCUACUAUCUAGCAGCAGCAGACAGUCAGUGUGAUGCAUCUCCAGUGCAUUGGUCUGUGGCAAUGAAGUGUUCCCACAUGUCCUUUUGGUGUGUGGAGAAAACACACAAACUGAAAAAAAGCACCAACAAAAUCCAAAAGUCCUCGCUCAGCCCUCAGUCUCUGCACCUUAAGUGUUAUACAGUUGUUGCAUGAUGGCAAGAAAGGAACUGAAUUCCAUAUCAAGGAAUAAAUAUUAAACACAAUAAUUGUGUUGAUUCAGUGUAAUAAUACAGUCUCAACAUUUGAUCAGACCCAGGAUUGUUUCUACAGUCGCUCGGGUGAAGAUGGGAUAUUAUCACCAUCUAAAUCAUGGAUUUAUUGCACAACAUCGUUUCAGUCACACUUUUGUGUCAUUUAUUUGACGAUGAUUUCCGCCUGGGUGCCCAGCAUGCCAUCAAGCAGCAGCACCCGCAAAUAAGGCAUAGGUUGUGUGCUGUGAGUGCAUGCACUCUGAAGAGAAAGCUCCCACUCCACUCAGGCUUCUCAGUAAAAUUGCCAAUUUGGGACCCAUCAAAUGUAAACCUGCUUAACUGUAAUGUGCAUUUCUGAUAUUUUAAUAGAUCAACAAAUAGAGUACCUGCUGUAUGAGACAUCCAUUUACAUUCAAAUGCAGUCUUUCAUAUCUGAUUAAAUGUGUCGGUCUUUCAGGGCUAACGGCCUCGUGUUCAUAAAAAUAAAUACACUUUCACUGUCCAUUUGCAGUAAUGUGCUCAGUGGUUUAAUGUUUCUAAAUAUAGAACUUUCCAUAAGUAACAUCUGCCAACAAUAGACCUUUUUAUAAAACAACUUAAUUAAGCACAUCCUCCUCCUAAAAGGCCUAUUGGUUCAUCGUGGGACAUCUGGGUUUUAGACUGCCUUUGUUCUUUUUUGACACUUAAGAUUUUAUUAGAUCUUUUUAAAGGUCAAAACAAUAGCGCAGAAGAGCAACAUCAUUGCCAGGCACCAUGACAUCCACAACAUCUGCACCACAAACAUAAUAUAUGGAUUAUUAAGGACAGGGUCUUUAUGCAUCUCUACAUAAUUACCAUAUACUUAUCUAUGAUUGGCAAAGCUGGCGGCAAACCACAGUUCACGUUCCUUAUGCCAUCAAAUAUAUGAACUAAACUGGCCUUUUUCAUAGACAUAAUUAUUAUUAUUCUCAGUCACAAAUCUAAACAAGGGUAAAGCUAAAGAAUAGACAUUAUGGAUAAUUGCUCUGAGCUACUGGGAAAUGAUUGCAGAAUAUACAACAUGGGUGGAACAUCACACAAGACAAUCUUUAUUAAAAACAAAUCUAUUUACCAGCUUUAAAAAAAGAUUCUGAUGAUUUCUGAUUGCUGUCAUUUGGUGUUCGGCUUGUAUUCAGGGGACAAAUCAUUAAGUGUAAUAACUGUUGCUCUAAACUAAAGACAUUCAUGAAUCAUAAUCCUGUUGUUGUUCACUGCUUAUAAUGAAAGCAAUACUUUGUGGAGAUUGUGUGAGUCUGGAUGAAAAAGAUUAAUGUGUGGUGUAGUAAUAAUAAUGCAUCUAAUGCUGCUGUGUACAUUAUUCUACGUCUUGUGCUUUGACCAUCACAUACAUGGGACAUUAGUUUUUCACCAUGAUUAUUUAAUCAAAGGUCGUUGGCUGAUUGCGCUCCAGUGUGUGGAGUUUUACUUUGGUGUUUUCAGCUUGAAGAGGAAGCUGAGCUGAGAAAUGUGCACUGCUGUUGGAAGUGUGAAGACGAGACACGGGUUGAUUUGUAUUUUCAAUUUACUUCUUUAAUAUUUGAGUGUUAUUUUUAGAAAAGUCUGGUUUUGAACGCACACUUUUGCUGUGAUUACAUGAUCUCUAAUUAAUCACUGUAACUUUCUGUACAAAUAAAACCAACUUCACAUUCCUUUGUCACACUGAGCCUGAGAGGGAAAAAUAUAUUGUAGAAAAAUGUAUCGGGCAUCACAUGCACUGACUGUAAUGACCAAAUGUACACGAAGGAUGGCUCAAAUUAAUGUUUUUAACAGAAACGGCCUCACCUUAACAGUGGAAGUCAAUUCUUUAUGUGAAUUGAGUCUUUUUCAAGGCGAUAUUUCCCACUGGCCUAAUGUCAGAAUGAUUCUAUCGCCUGAAGUACAAGACAUAAGGGUGACGGACCGAAGUAACUGGUAAGUUUACAGGACUACAGGCAGCAUCUAAACCAAGUCAAUGUUUUACUUAACAUCACAAUACACAUUACAAAUUUACAAUGCAAGUUUAAAAAGUAGGUAGAUCUGAGCUCUCUAUGAGCUCCUGAUGUUCCACAGAGAGAACUUUAACUAGAGGUACUAUAUGGCUGCGUUAUAAGACCAGAGGUUGGGCUGCCUUUCAUUUUCAUUGCACUGUUUCUUUGUGUUUUUACAGCUCAGUUGAACAUGUUCAGGGGUUUGAGUCUCUUUUUUAGGAAUCCAUAAAAUACUGUAAGCUCAUCCACCAAAGCCUAUUUACACUGUACAACGUAUCAUUUUUAUUAAAGUUGAUACAAGUAUCGUA